Esox lucius (northern pike) is the source of this 1121-nucleotide messenger RNA. RefSeq names its product SPRY domain containing 4 (gene spryd4). The record is from RefSeq and is a predicted model, not a curated record. Lineage: Eukaryota; Metazoa; Chordata; Actinopteri; Esociformes; Esocidae. The coding region runs from base 50 to 724 and encodes 224 amino acids. Gene Ontology annotation, molecular function: protein binding. The transcript is spliced from 2 exons.
AAGUUUGAAGAUUUACCAAGAAGGAAAUAGUUCUACUGUACUAGGAAAGAUGGCGGUGCCCCAUGUCGUGGGACGUUAUUGUCGUUUGGCAGGACAAGCUGUGAGCGCACUCUCCUGCAGACAAACGUGUACCAAACUACUUUCAGCGAAAAGAUGCUACAUAACCCAAACGGCGGGUAAUAACCUGCAGUUUAAGCUGGAUGACAGAACAGCCCACAGCAGUCUGGACCUCUUUAAGAAGGACACUGGUGUCAUCUACCGCAUCCUGGGCCUUGAUCCCAGCAAAGUCCAACAAAACCCUGAGCGUUUCCGUGACUGGGCCGUGGUGUUCGGAGACAGGCCAAUCACCGGUGGCCGCCACUACUGGGAGGUGACGGUGAAGAAGUCGUCCGAGUUCCGUUUAGGUGUGGCUGAGGUGGCUAUGUCACGGGACGACUGCGUCGGCACCAACAGCUCAUCCUGGGUGUUCGGCUACGUCCAGGGCAAGUGGUUCGCCAUGACCACUAACCAGAGGGUGCCGGUCCCGCUGGUGGGGAAGCCUGAUCGUGUAGGAAUCCGGUUAGACUAUGAAGAUGGCCUUAUAGGCCUGGUGGACAUCUCAAAGGCCAAGGUGAUCCACAGUAUGAAGGCCAAGUUCAGGGGGCCUCUCUGCCCAGCAUUUGGUUUGUGGGACGGAGAGCUGCUUACACACUCCGGUCUAGAAGAGCCGGACGGCUUGAAGUGAAGCAAAUAUCUGGACGCUAUGAGAAUGGCGAUGGCCACGUGAGAUGGGACCACAUGCAUUAGCUCUGCCAACUGAACAGCUCCAGUAAAGCCAGAACACACCUUUCAAAUCCACCACGAAGAGCAGUAUUCUCCAUCAGAAUUAAGAGUGGAUGUUUUCUUUGGUGGUUUUCAAUUAGGCAAGCAGGAAGUUGGUCCAAUGUGUCAUUUUGCUGCCGUUUAUACUCAGACGAAGUCCUCACAAUAAGCUGUGUUUUGUAACCUUUUGUUAUCAUUUUUAAUUGUGGCAAAAAUAAGUAGACGUGUUUUGUAUGUGGCUAGAUGCCAUUUAUGUUUACUAUUGCAUGUAUGUGACAUUAUCUUAAACUUGAAUUAAACCAAAACAUGCCUCUUUUUAA